Molecule: messenger RNA, 3859 nt
Organism: Nyctereutes procyonoides (raccoon dog)
Lineage: Eukaryota; Metazoa; Chordata; Mammalia; Carnivora; Canidae
Gene: DCUN1D2
Product: defective in cullin neddylation 1 domain containing 2
Biological process (GO): positive regulation of ubiquitin-protein transferase activity; protein neddylation
Cellular component (GO): ubiquitin ligase complex
Molecular function (GO): cullin family protein binding; ubiquitin-like protein binding; ubiquitin conjugating enzyme binding
Source: RefSeq, a predicted model, not a curated record
AAAUCUUAUGAAACAGAUUUUCCUGACUAAUUCUGUUUUCAUCUUUGGUUUGGCACCAGGGAAGCUAAGAGCUAAUUUUUAGCCCCCAUUUGGCUCUUAGAUGUGGUGUGUGUGUCUGGGUGUCACCCCCAACUUUCCAGCAUCUUCCUGCUCAGUCUCUCCGUCAGCAUGCUGUACUCCAUUCACAUAUUUCUGUAAGCUGGAGUUUACUCUGUGGGGUUUUAUGUACUGUCCUGUCCUUUUCUGAACAUGAUUGAGUAUAAAUUGUCUCAAGUGAAACUCUCCCCCUUAUGUUCUUUUGUGCAGUGUUUGUGUAGAACAUUAACAUCUAGCAGAUUAGAGUGUGUUGAUUUACAGAGGCCAGUGAGUCACUUUCAUUUCUGGUGUCCUUUUCAUCAGGUUACCUUAGAUAAAUCUGAACCUAACCAUCCCAUAUCUGGAAGUACAGAGCGCUAUUUUGUUUCCUUACAUACUAUAUAUAGUACAGUUACUUGGCAGUCUUGCUAUUUACUACCUCCCACAGCCUCUGCCCUAUUUUUCCAUUUUAUUUCUGUCUAGUGUAUACAGAUAUUUCUGUUAUUCAUAUUAUUACAAUUAGUCAUAACAGGCUUCUUACAGCUGCUUUGGGAACUUUUGUAACUGAUGGUUAACUCUAUUCUUAGUUACCUGUAUGUGUUUUCAUCAGUGUGGCUGAUUUUAAACUGGGAAAACUUAAAACAUUGAUGUUUACACACUGUAGAGCUCUUCUGUUCAUUAGAGCUUGAAAUUAAUGGAAGCCGAAGCAGACGCUGCAGAUGGGCCGUGGUGAUACGGUUGUGCCUCUGGUCAGACACCCAGCCUCGCUGUAUCGGGGGCUACAUGUGUGUGUAAAAGAGGGAUUUUCCUAAGACUUGGGGAAAAAAUAAUGUAUCUUGUGCUAAUUGAAGUGGGUAGGGAUCAAAUGUAUUUUGUACAAAAUACUGAUUCUCAGAGUUGUUUGAAGGUUACACUUCGCCUAUUUGUUGUUAGAGUGCUGUCAUUUCAGCUUCCGGGAGACUGUGUGGUCUCCUCAACUGAUGAGGCACGAGGCAUGCUGUGCCGAGGUUCUGCAGUGAAGCUGACCUGGUGGGAAACAACGAAGUCCAGUUAGACCACCAGCCAUGGGGAUGGGACGCUGAAACGAAGCUCCGGACCAGUGGUGUUGGCUUUCCUCCUCCUACUGCGUCCAAAGCGUAUGCACAGGGCAUUUCAGAACAGGCCCCCAGUUUAUGGUGUUUCCUCGGGCUGGCCACAGACGUGCCCUCUGCUGCGUCACGCAGGAUGAGUGGAAACUAGGUGUGGCCACAGACCGCUUCUACGAAAGCUAGACUCUCUUCCUUAAGGAGCCCAUGAGAGACGCCGUGGACAAGAAGAAGCUGGAGCAGCUUUACAACAGGUACAAAGACCCACAAGAUGAAAAUAAAAUUGGAAUUGACGGGAUUCAACAGUUUUGUGAUGACUUGAGCCUUGAUCCUGCCAGUGUCAGCGUUUUGGUUAUAGCAUGGAAAUUCAAGGCAGCGACACAAUGUGAAUUUAGCAAAAAGGAGUUUGUAGAUGGCAUGACAGAGCUUGGGUGUGACAGCACGGAGAAGCUGAGAGCCCUUCUGCCAAGAUUAGAGCAGGAACUGAAGGACACAGUGAAGUUUAAGGAUUUUUAUCAGUUUACCUUUACCUUCGCUAAGAACCCCGGGCAGAAGGGUUUAGACUUAGAAAUGGCCGUUGCAUACUGGAAUUUAGUAUUAUCUGGAAGGUUUAAGUUUUUAGAUCUUUGGAACACCUUCUUAUUGGAGCAUCACAAAAGAUCAAUCCCAAGGGACACUUGGAACCUUCUGCUAGAUUUUGGAAAUAUGAUUGCAGAUGAUAUGUCUAACUAUGACGAAGAAGGAGCAUGGCCUGUUCUCAUAGAUGAUUUCGUAGAAUAUGCGCGACCAGUCGUCACGGGCAGUAAGCACAGCCCUUUCUAGGCAGAAAAUUAAGAUGCGUUAAGAUGCUGAGAGGAAGUGCCUCCUGCAAGGGGACGCUUGGCUCGUCACUGGCCGGGAGUGGUCAUCAGCUGGCCAGGGCGUGGCGUGGCCUCUCCCUGCUACAGAAAGGGUUGAGUUGGACACAGAAGGAGCGCCUCGGCAGACGUGGCUUUGGGAGGCCUGGGGUGGCCCUGUGGCUGUUGCUUUAGAAGAUUUCUGCAUGGUUUUUAUUAUACUUGUGAAAAGUAACUCAGCCUGUUUGCAGAGUGGCAGAGCCUGCUGUUUAAUUCAUGAUGUCAGGUGAACACCAGCAGGGACCAUAGCUCCUGCUGAGCUAGCUUGCAAUUCCACUUAAAAAACGGGAUUUGUGUCCUUGGCAGGACGUUAUAAUUUUUAUGCUGGUAACCAUGUGCCCUAAAGAAGAUCUGACAUGGAUUCUAACAUUUUAUAAACUUGGUGCCAAGAAUUCAAGAUUUGUAUUUUCUGAAUUAUCAAAUAUCUAGAUUUAUUAGGUCUAUUUUUAUUUUAAUUCCCUGUGGAUGUUCCCAUGAAAGUCACUGCACAGCUCUCACUGUGUCACAGUUUGCCCAGUGAUGGCACAUGCGGGGUGUGACUCCAGGGACAUGUCACAGUAAACCGCUGACAAAUCGGUGGCUCUUUUCCUUCCAAUGUCAUUUGGACGAGCUUCCUAAUAAGUUUUAUAAAGUGUGUUUUUUUAAAAAAAUGUAUUUUAUUACAUUUAAGAAGACGUUUUCCCAUGAAAAUAUUUCUUUUACAAGCAACAAAUUAUAGAUUUAAAAGUCAAGUGAGUUGGUCCUUUCUAGCGGUCCUUGAGGCCUGUCACCCACCCUUUGGUCGUGUGCAUGGUUGUGAACAUCCAAAAGCCACAGCACACAUCGUCACCCAAAAACACCCACAUGGAAACCUCCCCUGUUUCCACCUGAAGCCCGUGCUUGUCAUGGUGCCCUCUGGUUCUUCGGUGUUUGCUGUCCAGAGAAGCACAUCCGGUGAGGCACGGACGCCCUGACAUGCCAUCCGAAGGUGGAAGGCCUGUGAUGCCACCUGAUUUCCUUUUGGAAGAAACUGUGUGUUCUGAACAUCACUCUGUGGACCCUACCUCAUAUGUGAAAAGAUCUUCAUAUCACAAGUGUGCCUCCUGCCCACCUGCAACCCACCUGACAAGUCAAAUGAAUUGGGGUCACUUGGUGGGAGAGAAGUAGUUCCCUCUGACUUUCUGUAAAUGGACAGUGUGCCUGAAAUGUGUACUUGAGUUGACUUUUUGGAGAUGUGGUUCAGCAUUUAAGGAAGUGUCUGUGCCCAGGGAGGGGGGUUUGCAUCCUUGCUGUGUGUGAACUGUGUAUACUUCAGAGACAGCAGGCUGUGUGGGGCCCAGGAGGGGGCUUGAGGCCUGGACACCACAGUCGGGGCUGGGGCGGUGCCUAGCAAGGGGCAUGACAGAGUCACCUGGCUUCUCCACGGCUGUGGAGGAAGAGGGAGGGUGUCUCUGCCUGCGAGCCUGUGGCUGUAAGAGCACUUAUUCUUAUAUAAUAAAUCUCCACAGUUUUAAACAUCCUCCAAGGCUUCACAGGUUCUUGCUACAUAAGUGUUCUGCUUGGAUGAGGCUGAGGAACUUGGGUAAUCUUGCACGAAUUCUGGAGGUCCGCAGCACCUUCUCAUUGUUCAUAUUCAGCGUUAUGGUGGGGAAGUUCUAUGUGCUUGUUUUUUCAGUAGAUGACACAAUCCUAGUGGUUGGACAAAGGCUCUUCAAAAAACUGUGGAUUUCUUUUUUUGCUAUUACACAUAUUUAAGGCAUGCAUGCUAUGGAAGUACUGAGAGCUUCAGAAACAUUAAAAUAAAUUAUUUUUUCUGGUGUGGUA